Molecule: messenger RNA, 7185 nt
Organism: Drosophila nasuta
Lineage: Eukaryota; Metazoa; Arthropoda; Insecta; Diptera; Drosophilidae
Product: putative mediator of RNA polymerase II transcription subunit 26
Exons: 8
Source: RefSeq, a predicted model, not a curated record
GUGCUACCGUGAAAAUGUGCGGCGCGUCGUUGUCGUGUGUUUCGCUGUGAAAACUGAUUUCAUUUCAAAUUGAGAGACAGAGAAAGAGAGAAAACUUACGCAUAAAGCAAAGCAAAACAAUAUUUAAAAAUAGACAAAUUUUACGUUGAAAUCAAAAUGAAAAGUGCAUCGAAAUGAAAAUGUAAAUGAAAAGCAAAAACGAUCGGCAACUAAAAUAAAAUGUGGAAACAAUCAAUUGAGUUGAACCCUUAAAAAACAAGACAAUAUCCAAAAAUAUAAAUAUAAAUAACAAUUGCCCCGAAAACGCCAACAACUUGGCAACAAGUGAAACCAACAACAACAACAACAACAGAGACUUUCCAGCAGCAAACUGCGUUGGUCGAAACAAUCAUCGGGCCAAAAAUAACAACAGCAGCCGCGGCAGCAACAGCAGAAAUAUCGUCGACGUCAGUUCCAGCAACAAGCAACAUUUGUUGCAGCAACAUUUGAUGGUCGCACUUGCAACUCGAUGUUGUUGCUUCUUUUAGCGUUCAUCAUGAGAUUCGUAGACAUUUCCAAAGUGCAACGACGGCAACGUUGCCCGGCCUGCGCCACAGCUGGCGUUGAUUGCUGCCCCCACAUCGAUGACAACGGCAACACAAUGCCUUGCUGGCAACAUGUUGCUGUCACCAGCAACAGCAGCAGCACCAGCAGCGGUUGUGACAGCAGCAGUUCUUCUAAGGAGAACUAUUAUGCACCCCAACAACAACAACAGCAGCAACAACAACAACAGCAGCGACAACAGCACAAUAGCAACAUGGGUCUAACACCGCAGCAAUUGCAGCAGAUACGUUACUAUCAGCACAUGCAGCAGCAUCAAUUGCAGUUGCUGCAACAGCAGUUGCUGCAGCGCCGACGCCUACAACAGCAAUUACGCGAACAGGGCGUCGUGUUGCCCAAAACAACAGCAGCAGCAACAACAACAACAACUGCAGGCUUGACUUGCAAUCAACAGUAUUUAAUGCAACAACGCCUGCAGCAACAACAACAGCAGCAACAAUAUGUCAACAACAAUAAUGACAAUGAUUAUUUGAACAACAACAAUAACAAUCGCAACAAAAACAACAUUAAUUACAACAGAAACAAUUACAAUAACAACAACAACAACAGCAACACUCAAGGAAUAAAACUUCGACGUGGCAUGACAGAAUUCUCAACAAAUAUCGACAACCACAACAUCAGCAACAUCAACAGUAGCAGCCACAUCAACAACCAUAACGAACAUCACUACAAUACAUCGCUAUCUAAACCGCUAUCUAAACAAAACUCACCCGCAACUCAUACGCCAUAUAAGAAUAAAAAUCACACCGCAUCACAGCAUCCCCAUCUGCUUUUAAACUUAGCCCAACAGCAACAGCAGCAACUGUUGCCAGUCGGUGGUGUUAAGCAAUACAACGGCAACACGGCUGCAUACAACACAAUCUUGGCCAGCGUCAGCGGCCCCGGGUCGGCACCACAGUCCCCGCUGCACUAUCGAAAGCCCCUCAAUAGCCCCAACAAUUCGCUAUUUGCUGCACAUGCAACAACGGCUGGCAAGCGCUAUCAGCAACAGCAGCUGAACGAUCGCCUGUUGCAGCAGCAACACUUGCAAUAUUGCCAGCAGCAGCAGCUGCAACAACUGCAACAGGAGCUCAAGGAUGAUGGUGAGCGGGAUGCCAGCUUAGCCUCCGAAGCCGAGGAACUGAGCGAAGAGAGCCUCAAACAGAAUGUGGCCAUUGUGCUGAGCAAUUUGGAUCGCUAUAACAGCGCCCUGCGUAGCAUUAUAUUGAACGAGCAGGUGAGCAACAUCAGCAGCGUGAUCACACACAGCAAUAGCAACAGUUUGUUCCUUGACGACGAUUGCGAUUACGACGAGCUGGACAACAAUAACUUUGUGUGGAACGCCGGCAAUCAGCAACAUCAACAACAACAACAGCAAUUUGGGCAGCAGCAACAACAGGGGCAAAAAAUGGCGGCAACAAAUGUGGCAACACCCGAAUCCGAUUACAACAGCAAUGCAACAACGCCUGGUGGCCGCAGCAAUGAGCCUGUCCAGCAGCAGCAGCAUGGGUGGUUCCUGGACUACGGCUACCGGGAUUGUUGCGGCGGUCUACAGCGCAGCGUACUCAGCUCCCUUUACUACGAUGAUUUGGCCAUGAAUUUGGAUGCCAAUCUCGCCGAAGCGGACAUGGAGAGUUUCCGGACUGAGGACAUACAUUCGCUGCUUUCACAAUUGCCCGCUUAUUGCAAGAGUUUGGGCGGUGUUAACAGUCGUCUGCAGCAAUCAUUGAUAUUCCAACAACAGCAGCAGCAACAACAACAACAGCAGCAGCAACAACAGCAGCAACAGAGCAACAUGAUGUGCAACAUGCAGCAGAUGUCGCACAAUAUGUCGCAAACCUCAACAACAUCAACAAAUGAGCUCAUCGACAACUCCUUCUGCAAAUCGGAGUUGCUCUUCUCACCGGUCAAGGAGUCGCACAUCUCAGUGGACUCUCUAGAUAUGGAUGCGUAUCCCGACGAGGGCGACAUUAUACUCACCUGCAACAAGGACAACUAUACCAUCGCAUUCGAGGGCAGCGUUCUCUACUCCGACGACAGUUUCUACGCGGAACCAUGCGACAUUGCAGCGAGAAACAAACAGAACUGCAUCAAUCUGCACAGCAAUCUGGAUGACAUUGUGAAACGUAACAAGGCCCUGGAGGUAUCCAUGUCACGAUCGGCACAAUCCUUUCAGCUGCUCUGCCAGUCGCCCAAUCGGGCCCCCCAAUAAAGCUCAGCUGCAGCGGUAAGUGUAAAACGCUCGUUUCUCCUUGUUUCGCCCGCUCGCAGGUAUCCGUCGGGCAACAACAACAACGAUGGCACAACGACGGAAACAAUCACACUCACACGCCACAUGCCGCAAUGCAGUGUAAGGAAGAGCAAUAGCCUGCCGAAUCUGCAGCGUGCGAUUGCGUUGAGCGAUCGUCUGCAGCGAGAGCGCGAGCAGCAGCAACAACAGCUACAAAGUGGGAGUGGCGAACAAGACGAGGAUCAGUCGGGACCACUGAAUGUGUCGCAGGCCAUAAGCACAUCAACCAUGGAGUCGUGCACGUCGCGUUCCCGCAACCUUUUGCCCAUGUGCCAGAUGCCCAUCUCGAUCAGUGUGUCCAUAUCAGAGCGCUUGCAACAAGAGCAGCAGCAGCAGUCAACAGAUCAGUCGGAGCAGCACAAAGAGCUGGCGAAUGCAGCGACGCCAACACCACAACAGUCGCAGCAUCAGCAUCAGCAACACCAACAUCAUCAUCAUCACUCGCAUCGGCACAAGCAUCGCUGCAGCUGCGCUUUGUCCUCGUCGGCUGCAUCGCAAGCACACAUCUCCGGCUCGGCGUCGUCGGGCAACUCCAAUCCGGCCGCCUUCAAUCUAGUCAAGCUAUUCAUUAAGCAGAAGAGCAGCAGCAGCAGCACCGGCGCCCCAGACGAGGCACAAGCCUGUGCUCUGACCAGCAUGGACGUCUCCUCCGGUUGUUGGCCUUCUAGCGAUGCCGCCGGCUCCAGUUGCAGCAGCAGCUCCCUAGAGAAGCGUUUGCGCAAGAAGAGCAUGAAUGACUCGGGCAAAGGUUCGGCAGUGAGUCGGCAUGAGGACGAUGAGCACUACGAUGAGGCGGAGGCAGCGUCCACGCCGAAGCGUCAGUUGCGCACACGUUGCGAUGCAGUGUUCUACGAUGAUGGCGCCAGUUCUAGUUCGACGGGUUCGUUGACGGCCACCAAUUCGCCGGCCCAUCGGCGACGCAGCGUGCCACUGCGGAAUCCCCAACUGUAUCAGCUGGCGGCCAACACACAGACGCAGACGUCAACGCAAUGCAGCCAACAUUCGUCGGAGGCCAGCAAUUCGGAGCAGCUGACUCAGGUGCCACUCGGCGCCAAGUCAAGGCGUCCACUGUCGUGCGCCUCCAGCUCGGAGAUGAUAACCCGCUCGAUGCAGACAUCGUGCGGCUCGUUGAGCACCACACGCAGUAGUCUGAGUGAGCGAUACAAGUGUGUGCCGCCCUCUUUUCUGGCAAAGCUGCACAACCUGGGCGAGCAGCGUGAGGCGCCCAUUUAUGUCAUCUAUCCGAACUACGCGCUGCCCGAUCUUGGCUUUGUGAAGACCAACACCAGCACCGAGGUCAUCUUCUCGCCGUUCAACUAUAAGAUGACACUGGAGAAUGCUGGCGGCAUUUCCAGCUCGAGUGGUUCGCUGAAGAAGCAACGCAGCAGCCAGACCAUCAAUGAGCAGGAAAUGUUCAAGACAUUAGACUACAAGCACAUUGCGGACUGGCAUUCUCUGGCCACGCUGCUGCCCGUGGAGUAUCGCCGGCGAUUGCAACACAUUCCUGAGGUGCGACAGAUAUCUGGGCAACUCGAUGCGGAGCUGUCGCAGCGACCGCUCUUCUGUAUGUCGCCGCCCAUUCGCCGCAAUCGGUCGAAUGUAUGCGAUUGUGCCAAGAACUUGCAGCAGCAGCAGACCCAACUGACCAUGGAUGAGGCAUCCAGUUCGGGUUCUAGUCAACCCCCCAGCUCCGGCUAUCGUGGCUCGUCCACGCUGCUCACCGACUCCGAAAUGGAUGCCGAUCCGCUCAAGCAAAUGUACGUGUAUCAGUAUGAGCAACAGCGCAUGGAUUCGGGUGCAGAGAUGAGUCCGGCCAGCCGACAAUCGAGUCAGCCUCACACUCCAUCGCAUCCCAUGCCGCGCAGCAUUCUACGCAAAGCGAACUCCACGCAGUCGCGAUCCAAGCGCAACUCCAUGAUCGAGGCCAAGCAGACGCAGCAGCUGACCAAGCUGGAGAAGCGUCGCAGUCUACAGGAGCCGCCGUACAACUAUGCGCUCGGCUCCACGGACGAGCUGGCCGAGGUCUUUGAAGAGGAGGAGCAUGCGGUGCAGACACAGCCGCCAACGAAGCAGCGAUUGUCACGCAAGGAUCUCGAUGCGCGUGCCAGGGCUGAGAAUUUCCUCGCUUCAUUGCCGCGUUCCGAGCUCAAGUAUUACGCGGAGAUUGCGUCGAUUCUAGAGUCUUCCGGCGAGCAGGUGCAAUACGAUGCGGCGGCACUCAAGAAGGAGGUCAGUCGUGUGCUUAGCCAGCAGAAGAAGGUGUCAUUUAACGACGUUGCAGCAGCAACCGAGUCGGAGCUGCAGCAGCAGCAGCACGCCAAACGCUUCUCAACGCCGCCCAAUUCGCCGAACAUUUCCAUUGCGGCGCUGCAGCGACGCGAGACAUUGGAUGUGCAGGAGCAGCGCAAGAUUGAGACGAAUCGCUUCAAGCGGCUGCAGAUCCAAUGGGAGCUGAUGAGCAAGGAUUCCAGCAUGCUCAAAGAGUUGGCCAGUGAGCAGGCAACCAAAAGCGGUGGCUCCACGCCCACGUCAACCAACUCGACGGGUUCCAAUUCAGCACAAAAGUCGCGCAUACCACGACCAGUCAGUUAUCCAGCGGGAAGAAGUCCUCGGUCCAGUGUCACCAAUAUGAAUCCCUCUCCUGCUCGUGUCGCAGUCACGGCCGCGGCCAAAGCCAACGUCACACCGACACGUGCACCAAAGACUGUCACAACGAAAUCUAAAAAUUCGCCCGCUAAUCUUUCCUCCUCCCCACAAAUCUGCAGAGUCAGCAGCGCACAGGAUGCAGCUAGCAGUGGCAAGUGCAGCACUCGAUCGCCCAGUCGCAUUGUGCAACCGAAACGUUAUAGUCUCGCCGGCCCGCCAUCAGCAAACACAACAGCAACCACUCCCACAUCUGCUGGUCGUGCACGCACACCAAUAAGUCGAGCUGGAUCCGCGGCGACCGCACCGAAUACACCCAAAAGACAGAGUGUCGCCCCAUCAUCCAGACCGACUUCACGAGUGCGUUAGGAUCAACACAGGCGUUGCAACAAUUGGCAUUAGUCAGGGAUCAAUAUCGUUCUAUCGAGAUCCACAAUCCACAUCUACAUCCAAAUUCCCAAAACAAAAAAAAGAAAACUCAAAACAUAUUAACAAAGAACAAUGAGACAUUGUAUAAAAACUAGUUAUAAGGCUUUGUGCGGCUCUUCUGCUUAGUUGGCCUGACCUUGGCAGCCUAAAAGUGAUAACAACAAACAUAGAGAAAGAUCUGAGAGAUAUAGACAGAGGGAGAAGAGCGAAGAAGCAGAAGAAUAACGGCCAGUGGUCAGUCGCAAGUGCUAGUAUUUUUUGAUUGAUUUAAGUUGCAAAAUGCGAACUGCAAUAGCGGAAGGUAGCUAAAUUUCAUUUUUAUAAUUACUAUACAAACCGCAAUUAAAAAAAACAUAUUUUGAUGUAUAUAUAUACAGACAGAGACUCACUCACACAAACACAAAGAAACACGAGCGCAUUCUUAAACGUUAUUUCCAUUAGCUAAUCAAAGAUACAAUAACAGACAACAAUACAUAAAUAUAUAUUAUAUAUGAGACAAAAAUUUAUAUAAUAUGCGUAUACAUGAAAUACAUAGUGUGAGUAAAUACAAAUCAGGACAACAACAAAAGUGAAAAUGAUAUGGAUAAACAAAAUAAUUAUUUACCAGGCGAGAAAUAUGAAGAGCUCAAACAAUGAUUAGAAAAUGGAUUAAGCCCCGCAACAUUUAUGAUUUGCAUUAAUUGAUUUCCAAAAGACCUUCAAAACUGCGAAUUGCUGCGAUUUUGUUAUUGACUUUAUUGUUUGACACAACAGCGAAAUAUGAUUUUUUUGUAUGAUUUGGCGUUUUUAUUUGGGAGACGUGGUUAUAUUACCUGCUUUUGCUGCAUAGUCUUAAGUUAAAAGUGAUUUCAAAUUGUACUAUAUACUUUAAACUAUUACUAUCUAUGAUUUAUACUUUAAUCCUAUCCAUCUACUAUCUAUCUAUCUAACAAACUAUCGUGUCUAGAACGGAAAUAACUCUUGCUAUUAAUUACUGGAAGACAUAAUUUAUACUUUAAGCUUAAAUUUAACCACUUUUGUAUCCUUAAUUGUAUAGACAUUUUUAUUGUAUAUCUUCUAUAUAUACAAACCAACACACACACACAUAUUGUAUUGUAUUUGCGGGUGAGAUGUAUCACGAUAAGGAUAUGCUGGAAAAAUAAUUAUAUAUAUACAUAAAAAUAUAUAUAUUAAAUCUAAACAAAAAAUCAACAAAAUCAGACAACAAAAAAUGUAUAAAACACACAAAAAAAAAAAUCAAUAAA